AUGCAUACUGACCUUACAUUUACACUAGAGCUUGUGGAGGAGCUAGGCCGACUUAAAUUGGCGAAUGCGCUUGCAAAAGCAGUUGACAUUGAUACACAGGCCCCAGUUCGUGGCGGGCAACGUGGUGGGUCUCGUGGGGGUGGACAUCGUGGAGGUGGUCAAGCUGGUCGUAGCCGUACGACCGAGUCGGCUCCCAUCUACGAGGAAGGGAAUGAGGAGGGUGUAGAAGAGGCAUGGCUUGGCACUGAUUGGGUACUGUCUGAUGACGACGGCAGGACACCGCGAUGCACGCCUGGCGAUGGUGCUGGGCCAUCCCAUAGCGUCGAUCAUCAGGGCACUGUUCCAGCCCACACUACAUCCCAUGGUGCUAGCACGGACUUUGAGGGCCCUCCUCGUAUGUCGCCCCCAGUUUUCAGUGGAUCUGCCCAUGAUGGUGGAUGCAUAUUUGUCCCCACACCAGGCAUGCCCACCCCACCUCUAGUGCAUGUGGACCCCACCAUGUCAGCUCCAUCUCAAACCCCCCAUGGAGAGGCUGUACAGAUUGAGCAGAUACCGGCUGAGGACAUUGAGCCCGUGGAGGCUUUGCGGAGAUCGCGACGCCCGCGUGCGCAUGCUCCCGAUUGCGGGACCGGUGAUGGUAAGAUUAGACCUGUCAGGGCAUAUGGGCGGAAACGAAAAGAUCAUUAAAUGCCUUAGUGUAUGCUUAUACUUCCUGCCUA
Quercus lobata is the source of this 719-nucleotide messenger RNA. RefSeq lists its product as uncharacterized. The coding region runs from base 1 to 687 and encodes 228 amino acids. NCBI's taxonomy places the organism in Eukaryota, Viridiplantae, Streptophyta, Magnoliopsida, Fagales, Fagaceae. The transcript is spliced from 2 exons. The record is from RefSeq and is a predicted model, not a curated record.